Molecule: messenger RNA, 5839 nt
Organism: Ictidomys tridecemlineatus (thirteen-lined ground squirrel)
Lineage: Eukaryota; Metazoa; Chordata; Mammalia; Rodentia; Sciuridae
Gene: Tfec
Product: transcription factor EC
Biological process (GO): regulation of transcription by RNA polymerase II
Cellular component (GO): nucleus
Molecular function (GO): DNA-binding transcription factor activity, RNA polymerase II-specific; protein dimerization activity; RNA polymerase II cis-regulatory region sequence-specific DNA binding
Source: RefSeq, a predicted model, not a curated record
GAUCAGACCAUUUACUCCGGUUGUCUCUUUGGGCCCAGUGCUUGUGUUAUGGGAAAAGGGAUUAUAAUUUGAAGCUGUUUGUAGAGGUGAUUACACUGAUAGAAUCCAAUCAGUCCUGGUCCAAGCACACCUGGAAAGUCCUGCAAGACCUCAACUACAGCGAUCCCCAAAACAGCAAGUAAAACCCUUCAUGACCCUUGACCACCAAAUCGUCCACCAAACUCUCAAACAGUCACACCCUCCAGGGCCAAGCUGUGUGCUUCUGCCACAACAUGGACUUAGGAGUCCGGACAGUGAUGCUGGCCUCCCAGGAAACCCACUCACCAAGUCACUAGCUCUUGGGAAAGAAGAUGGCAGUGAGGAAUGGCAUUUAUCUGGAAAUAUUUUGGAUGUCUAUAGUGGCGAGCCCGGGAUUUCACCAGUUAAUAUGGGGCUUACAAGUGCUUCCUGUCCAAGUGGUUUACCAAUGAAAAGAGAAAUUACAGAAACUGACACUAGAGCUUUGGCAAAGGAAAGACAAAAAAAGGACAAUCACAACCUGAUUGAAAGAAGAAGAAGGUAUAAUAUUAAUUACCGAAUCAAGGAGCUUGGCACACUUAUUCCAAAGUCUAAUGAUCCUGAUAUGCGCUGGAACAAAGGAACCAUCCUAAAAGCAUCAGUGGAGUACAUCAAGUGGCUACAAAAAGAACAACAAAGAGCCCGGGAGUUAGAACACAGACAGAAGAAAUUAGAGCAGGCUAACAGGCGACUUCUACUCCGAAUUCAGGAACUAGAAAUACAAGCUCGAGCUCAUGGUCUGCCAACUGUGACUUCACUUGGCACUGUUGAUUUAGGUGCCCACGUCACCAAACAGCAGACCCAUCCUGAGCAGAAUUCAGUAGACUAUUCCCAACAACUGACUCUGUCUCAGGGGCCAAGCCCUGAGCUCUGCGAUCAAGCUCUGGCCUUCUCUGAUCCUUUGUCACACUUCACAGAUUUAUCAUUUAGUGCCGCUUUGAAAGAGGAACAAAGAUUGGAUGACAUACUACUGGACAACACAAUAUCCCCAUUUGGAACAGAUCCUCUGCUAUCUGCUGCUUCACCUGCAGUUUCCAAAGCAAGCAGUAGGAGAAGUAGCUUUAGCUCAGAGGAUGGUGAUGAGUUUUAAGAAAUAAACAAGCUCAAUCCAUCACCUGGGAAGCAAGUCUGUGGUGGAGCUAGGCAGUUGUGUUCUGUGUAUUGCUUUGGCUUAAUUUUCCUGACAGGAAUAUGUUGCCCAUGAAAAGCUGAUUAGAAGCAACAGAAGAAUUCACAGGAAGUAAAGACAGGCUGUUGAAGAAUUAUUUAGGACUAAAUAUUUUCUUCUUUCUUUAAAGAGGCCACUUAAAUUUUGUUUUUCUGGAAAGAGGCACAUCGUAAGAAAUAGCUCCCUUCUGAUGCGUAGUAUUGGGACUAACAGCCUGUGAAAUAUACAAACUGACUGAAAUGUACAACACUUCUCUCAGCUGUUCACUUCCUUGCUCGUCACAUAUCAAAGCAUCAGUUUCUAAGAAUGAAGAUCAACAAGUCCUGUCGUCAUUAUUUUUUUCUAUGUUGUCUAAAGUUCAAACCUUAUAGGGAAAAUAAGUAUAAAAUAGACUAUCUGUCACUUAUAACCCAAAAGUGACUAUAAUAAAUAUGAGAAUUUUCCAUAAUAAACUAUAGAAAAUUUACAAAAACAUGGGUUACCAAAAUGAGACCCUUGUUUCCUGGUCAGUUCAAUUACAUGAAUUCUAAAAGCAUUCUUGCAUAUUUAUGUCUCCAUGGUCAGUUCAUAAAAUGAACCAGUUGAAUAAUUUCCUCCAGAACAUGGUCUAGAAUUUUAUCAGUUCACGCAGACACCCAUACAAAUGCACGCAAUACCAAGUAGUACAUAUUCUUUUAUUUUCAUUCAUUUUUCUGAUUAUUUAAUUAGGAUUACAAAUCAUACUUCAAAUUGUUUUCUUCUUUAAGAGAGUUUAAAUAAUCAAUUUCAGUAUAUAAAAUAUAAAAUUUCCCCCUAUUAGGAAAUUGUGUGAGGUAUCUAACAUUUAUCAUCAUGUCCAAUGUUGGAUAUAGAUUAAUGGUUGAUACAGUUUUGCUCUAAAUUGAACAAAUAUUGAAAAUUUCACUGGAACAAUUUUAUAAAGGGAUUUUUGAAAUUGCAGUAGGUCCUGGGAAAAUAUUAAACAAAUGAAGAAGAUGAUGUUACUACUGGGUGGGAAGAUUAAUAAAACUAAAUGAAAGGCAACAAAAAAGGAUAGAAAACAUAUAGAAUAAAAGUCUAAGCAUAAGCUGUAACAUAGAGACAUUCAAUGCAAUGAAAAUGAAUGACAAUGUCUAGGGAAGCCAUGGAAUUCGACUUCUCUUUAAAGGCAUAAGUUGGAUGAAAGAGAGGUGGUAUAUGGAAAUAAUAUCAACCAAAUAAUAAAAAUAAGGAUUAUAUUGUAGAGGUACCUUCAUGACACAUUCAUUAAUGGAUCUGGGCAUUCUAUUAACAUGCAGUUGGAGAGUUCUGGAAAAAGAAAUUGGCAACAGGUUGUGGGGGUCCUUGAAAAUGAGAAUAAAAUGAUAAUGUAGCAAUGGAAGUUUUUAGUAGGAGUGAGCAACCAAAAAUUAAAAUAUAUAUUGCUAAUCUUACUAAGACAUAAUCUAUCAAGAAUAUUAAACUUUGAGAUAAAUUUUUGAAAGUGUCUUAUUUUUUCACAUGGAAAUAUGUCAUCACAAAAUUUAAGAUUUUUAACACUGAUAUACGUGGGGAAAUAUGAAAUCCUGUGGUAGAAUGAUUACCUCAUGCUUAGUUUACAACAAUAGCUCCUAUUUUGAAGAAUUAAAAUAAUUUUAAUUGAUGUGGAAAAAUAAGUAUUAAUUUCUCAGAACAGUCAUUAAAAGCAGGUAGCUUAGUUUAUUGAAACUUUUCUUUGUGAAAGAGAACAAUUAGAUAGUUUCUCCAUAAAUUUUGAAGAGGCUAUUGAAUAUGUAGAGCUAUAUAGCAAAGUCUACUUUAUUAUCUGAGUUGAUAAUUCAUUCAACUUUGCAAAUUAUAGACAAAUUAUAGCUUUGGAAUCAAUGGAAAGCACACCAUUGUAGGGAAGUUGGUUUCUGUUCUUCUACUCACAGUUCUCCUUUCUUCAUAUUCUAAGAUGGCUUGACCUGAUGAUGCUGUUAUGACAUCAUUUUCCAUUCAUUUGAAGUUCUGCUUGUCCUUGACCCUAUGUCUCAUAUCUGGGCUGACAUAAGGACUUGGCACAGAAUAGUAGAGCCUGUUGACAAGAGAUCCGAAGAUGGGACUAGUAUUUGCUGCUCUGUUCUAAUUAUGAGAUAGAUAUCAGGGAAUUGUAAAAUGGAUAAUGGAUUUUUAAAGUCAAGGUGAAGAGUGUUACUGUGCCUGUCAAUGGAAAUAGGCUAAAAAUUAAUUAUACAGUAGUUUUAAAUUUUUCGUGAUAUGAAUCCCUUCAGAAUCUAGUAGAAGAUGUAUACGAUCUCCCCAGAGAAAAUCGAGAUCUUUAUAUUGUCAAUAUAGGACAAUAAAUUGCAUGCUUCAGAAGGUUUUAGGAACCUCCUGAAUGUCUUCUUAAAUCCCAGAUAAAAAAAAUAUCUGCACCAUUUCUGUAAAUUCAUUGAGACCUACUUAACUAUUUAUCAAGAGACAGGUGUGUAGUUAUUGUCAUACAUAAUGAGGGAGCAGGGAACAUUACUUAUCUUAAUAUUAUUAUUCAGUUGUAAUGGUAUUGAAGCUGCAUAGCACGGUAAAUUUGUACCAAAUACUAGAUUAUUUGCUAAUUAAUUUGUUCCUUUUUAAAAUAGUCCAAUUUCAAAUAUCCCCUCCCUACUCAACAAAUUAUAUUACAUAUUAUAUGUAUGUUACAUAUUUGUGGAGCUGUUCUCUAUCAUUAUUAGAUGCUGUACACAUCCAACCAUAACAUUUGGAAAUGAUGAAUAUACAUUUCAAAGUAAAAAUAAUGAGAAUUAAAAAGCAAAUAAUUUGAGUAUCUAAGAAUCAAGAGAGACUCUUAUGAAAACUGAUAAAUAUCUAGAAUACUUUUGCAGUAAUGAGACUUCUCAUAACAGCAAAAGAGGCAAAUUGUUUAUCAAGCAACUUGUUCAUAAAAAUAUCACUUUAUCACAGGACUCUUAAUAAUUAACUAGGCCUUGUUCAUUCAAAGAAUUAAUGCAUAAUUGUAAUUAAGAUUUUCUUAUCUUAGUAAAAUAAUAUUAAAUAAUUUUAUCUUUAGCUAUAUUUUCAAAAUAAUGUCCAGCCAAAUCUUUUUUCUAUUUAUGAUAAAAUGUUGGAUACCCUUUAGUGUAUUCUCAUUAUGCAGCUUUUUCUAAUCCCCAAAUAUCUUGGGGAUUUCCUAUGAGUAGAUAUAUCUGUUUAUAAUUUUUCCAUUUAGUUUUUUCUCUUCAACUUUUCUAUAUGAAUUUUAGGACAUAUAUACCAACAAUAUUUCCUCAGUUUUCAUUCAUAUCAGUGACUAUAGCUUUCUUAAUAUAGGUUAAAAUUUUUUGAGAAUAAUAAAUAGUGAGAUGAGCUAAUAACAUUGAGAAGUAGCUCCCCUCCUUUUAAAAAUCUAUUUUCCCCACUCACAUAACUGUAUAUAAAACACCUAAUAGCUCUUAUUUUAAAGAAAUAGACACAAAUAAUUUUUUUGGUUUAAUGUUCUCAUUUAUCUCAUUAUCAAAGAAGUUAAAUUUCAAAAAUUAAAAGAAGAUAUAUUUUUCUUCUAUUUGGGUUGACUGAGUCAUAUUGGAAUUUUCUUGUGCUUCAAGGUAUCGGUAAAAUACUUUUGUUUUUCUGGCAUUGUGGGAUUUAAAUACAUAAAUGUCUCAACUAAAUUUUCCAAUAGAUUUUUAAUCAACACCUAACAUUCAUAUCUUGGUGAGUGUAAUUAAUAAUAAUCUAUUACAUAUAUCAAAAUAGAAGACAGGAAUUGGAAUAAAUUCUUUAACAUUUUCUAUAAUGAUGGUAUUUACUGAUCUUUUGAUAUCUAUUAUGUGGAUAAAACUGGAAUCAAUUAAUCCUUUCACUGUGUAAUCAGCAUUAGAUUAAUCACCUGAGUUUCUUGAAAACACCUGAAGUGUUGAAUUUUGGUUCCAUAUUGAUAAUGGCUUGCCUGUAUAUGCUACAUGGAUCACGACCUUUGUCCCUCCAGUAAUCUGAAUGUCAAUAAGUAGAAGAAGCCAAUUUGAGUUUCUAUACACUGUGUGUAAAGGGAUUUCAGUAUAUUUAUUUAAUAAAUACUAAAAUCAUUAGGUGUGCUGAUGAUCUAAUGUGUCAUAUGACCCUCCUGCCAUUAUUAUUCAUAAAACAAGUUAAAGGGGGAAAAACAAAUUAAGCUUUUGUCUUAUAUCAAUUCUACACAUAGUAUUUUAGUUCUUAUAAGAUUUUUAAUUCCAUAUCAAGGAAACUAUUCAAAAAUUGGGAAAGAAAAUCAGACUUCCUUAAAGUUGUCUGUGCCACGCAUUUCCCUGUGAGCUUCAUAGAUAACUUGAGUGUAUAAGAGAGUCUCAGAAAACAUUUUAAUUUUAAAAAACCUCUUCCACUAUCACACCAAUUUGAGGAUAAAAUACUGCUACCUACAGCUUUAUACAUAAAAGGGAACUUUUUAUCUUCUUGUAAGGGAUUUGUGUGUGUAUUGCUAUAUGAUCAAAUGAUUUCUGUUGUCUUCUGCUGAUAAAAUCCUCUAUAAAAUGUCUUUUUUUCUUACAUUAUACAACAGGAUUAAAGAAUAAAAUUAAAGACUUUUGUGUCUGCAUAACUACCUCUCCUAUUCCUGCACUACCUUUUUAUUUCAAAAUUCUGUUUUUUCCAGAGAAAUAAAUUUUGUUUGUAUUAUUUAAA